GCUCAAGCAUAUCAUGUAAAUUUUCCUCUGGUGUUGAAGAUAAGAGACGCAUGAGAACGACACACAUGGCUGGCCCCUAGAGACGGCACAUGGCUCAAUGUCACUUCACAAAGCUGCUGCUGAUACUUUAGUGGCGCAGAAGCUACCAUCGGAGUCACACAUUUGCUGCUCAAAGAUGCUGCUCCGGGUUUUUUUGACGUGCCUUUUGGUGUCCCAGUCUGUUAGUGGGCUACCGAAAUUGGCCUCCGUUCAGGCUGCGGCGGCGCGGUCGUCCAGUGACGCUGCCGUCUCGGGACCGAUUGACGACCUGCUGAUUGCCCUGCUGGAGCAGCUGAGGAGCCUCCUUCCCGAGCCGCUGCCGCUGGGAGACCUGGCCAUCGACGUCGACUCACCGUCCACGAUCAUCCACGCCAACAUCACUGAUGCCGUGCUGCACAACCUCUCGACGUUCAUCAUCGACAACGUGCACGUGAACAUGUUCACCCUGAAGGCUGCCGUCGCCCUGAGCCUGCCGACGCUGAGCCUGGACUGCAACUACUACAUCGACAGCAGGAGCGUGCUCGCCGAGCUGUUCCCGCUCUACGGAGGAGGCCCGUGCAGCGUGGCUCUGGGAAAUUUGGCCGCCUCCGUCGACGCUGACCUGAAACACAACCGAUCCGACGGCAGCGACCACUACCAGAUCGAGGCGCUCGACUUCAAUCUGCACUUUGACACUCUGGACAUCCAGAUCCACAACCUGUUCGACAACGACGAGCUGGCCACUGUGAUUGACGAGUUUGCCGAUGACUUUGGCCCGCUGCUGGUGGAUAUUUUGGUCAACGACACCCGUCGCGACCUGUUGCCGACCAUCAUUGACGAGCUGAACGACCUGCUCUGGAACGCGUCGCUGCCCCUCGCUGAGACUCCGGCCGUCAAACACUUCCAGCGCUGGACCAGGACGGCCCCGUCGACAAACGUGCUCAAGCUGACCAGCUCAGCCAACGCCAACUCCUUCUUCGACAACAUCAUCCCGAACCUGCAGACGUUCAUCGUCACCAACAGCCUGGACCCGAUGCCGCUGCCGGAGAUGGAUGCUGAGAUCCUGGGAAAUACCGGCGUGAAGCUGUAUAACGGCUUUGUGAACGGCCUGUCGUCUGUUCACCGCACGGCCGACGCCCACCUGGUCUACGACGAGGUCGAGUGGCUGUCAGUGGACGGCGGGCUCGGCUUCGACGAGCUGGUGGCCGGCUACAGCCUCAAGAUCGAGGUGUUCGGCAUCGGACCGCAUGUCUCGGCCGAGAUCCAUCUAACCGGGACGAAGGCCGAGUUCCAGGCGCAGAUCUCCUCUCAGGACCUGGCUAUCGAGCUAGGAAAGCUGCGAGUCUCCGACAUCGGGAGUAUCAGGGUGAUCAUCCACGGUCUGAGCCUGUUCGGGUGGCUCAUUGACCCCAUCAUCGACCUCAUCAUCAACCUGUUCCGGGGCCCGAUCGCCGACGCCAUAUCGGACGCCAUGUUCAGUGCCGUCAACGACAUGCUCUCAGAAAUCGACCUCCUGGCCAUGCUGGAAAACCUCUAAAUGAUGACAGGAUGGCAGGACCGUGAUGAAUCACAUGUGAAGAUUUCGACAAUAAGUGCAGUACAUUUAUAAUCAUAUAUGAUUUGUCUAGUUAUUUACUAUUCAUGCUUGCCAAGAUACGUUGUCCAGGAAAUGAAAUGCAUUGAUAUUUGGUGUGUUAAAUGAUAUUUAGAUACGUCCCGACCAAGAAAACCAAAAUAAGACCAUCCCGAGGACUAUGAACUGAAAAGAUGGCGCUAACAUGGACUAAGCGACCACCCAGUUUGUGCUCAGCCGCGCGGGUCAGCCCGUCCUGAACGUCGAGCUACGGAGCCGCGGCACUGUCGCCCAGAUGUGAGCCUUUUCUGUCGUUCACCGGGGACCGUAUAAGCCGGAACAAAGAAUGGUGAUACAAAUGGGAAAAGGGCACGUCCUCAAGUUAAAGAAGAUAGAUUUAGUGAUUGAAAAAAUAUGUCUGUUAGCGUUAGCGCCACUCUCGGAAUAAAUCGGAUAUAAAUUA
Amphibalanus amphitrite is the source of this 2054-nucleotide messenger RNA. RefSeq lists its product as uncharacterized. The transcript has 9 exons. The record is from RefSeq and is a predicted model, not a curated record. The coding region runs from base 98 to 1555 and encodes 485 amino acids. NCBI's taxonomy places the organism in Eukaryota, Metazoa, Arthropoda, Thecostraca, Balanomorpha, Balanidae.